AUGUCCCAUCAUCGACUGCCACAUUGGCUAAAUCAACGUACUCUCACUUCACAUUUCCUAUUCGGACCAUAUGUUUUCUUCCCACUUUUAGCUGCUUUCACUUGGUUAGGAGGUUUAUUAGCUUUAUUGGGAUUAUGGGUACAUGAUGGUAAACCAAGAUAUGAAAGUGAUGAAGCUAGUGUGGUUUUUAUUUCAGAUACUGGCGCUGCGCAUAAAACCCUGUUCAUAUGUAUAUGCUGCGUCACCUCGGCAUUUUACAUAUCAUCUCUCUUCGCUGAAAGAUGGUUGAGACAUGAAGAUCGUCUUCCUACCGACCUACGAACAAGGGAGAAGGUGUUUGAUUGGUUAGCUAUUGUUUUCUGUAUUUUUGGAUCUGCAGGAUUGAUCUUGUUGUCCGUUUUUGACGCUUUCAAUCACGGACGGAUUCAUUGGAGUAUGACAUUGGUAUUCAUCGUGUGUAUAGCCCUAUCUGCCAUCUUCCAGACAGGCGAAGUGUGGUCGCUACACAAAGAUCACCCUGAUAGAAAAAGUCUCUUGAGAAAUUCUGUAUAUAAAAUGGCCGUCGUCCUCCUUGCCGUUGUCUGUGCCAUCGCUUUCGGCGUGACAUAUGCUUAUUGUCACGGUAAAUCAACCCCUAUCAAAGGUCACACAAGUCAACAAUGCAAUCGCGUCUCUUCAGCUUCCGCCGCUCUUGAAUGGGCCAUCGCCUUUAUCCUCUUCUUUUAUUUUCUCACGCUCGCAGCCGAUCUGUGGCCAGCUGGGAAAUCAUCCCCUCGCUAUAUGCGUCGUCUUGCUCGAUGGCAAGAGAGUCGUGGAGAAGGUCACGAUUUCACGGGUCGAAGAGCUUUCGGGAUCCAUCCUGAGAGAUGGCAAUCUAGAGCGCAGAGGUGGAUAAAAGAGAUGACAGCACGGAAUCAAGGCUCAAAAGCGGAAACAGCUAGUGAAGCACCCAUGAUGCGACAAGUGUGA
Messenger RNA from Tremella mesenterica DSM 1558, 969 nucleotides. RefSeq lists its product as uncharacterized. Gene Ontology annotation, cellular component: plasma membrane. The record is from RefSeq and is a predicted model, not a curated record. Lineage: Eukaryota; Fungi; Basidiomycota; Tremellomycetes; Tremellales; Tremellaceae. Bases 1 to 969 code for a protein of 322 amino acids. The transcript is spliced from 7 exons.